AUUCAUUUUACAUACCCCACCCGCGUACGACUAACGCCAAUUUUUUCUAAUCUUUUUUCCUUUCUGUGUAAGUACUUACUAAGCAAAAAUGGAAUUUUGCCAGAGUGGGCUCCACAGUCGCACACCGCCACCACCAUUCUUCUCUGCUUUUUGUUUGCAUGGUACCGGCUUAUCCCAACGGAUUCGCGCCCCUGUCCAAAAACCCAUGACCGUUCUGCAUCUCUCUCUCUCUCUCUCUCUCUCUCUCUCUACACAAAAUCCCCCGAUUUCUCCAACUGGGUCUUGCUUAAAAUCAACGGCUGCCGUACACCUCUGAAUGAUUUCAGCUAAAUCAGGAAGAAGCCUAUGUCCUGAUUACUUGAUCUAGUGGAGCUUCAAAACACAACCAUAGUUGAAUCUGGAUUGAUGGGGGCUUCAAGCUCUAGAAUAGAAGAAGAUAAGGCUUUGCAGCUAUGCCGUGAGAGAAAGAAGUUUGUUAGAGAAGCACUUGACGGCAGGUGCUCAUUAGCAGCUACUCAUGUUUCAUAUAUACAAUCUCUACGAGUUGUGGGGACUGCUUUAAGGAAGUUUGCUGAACCCGAAGGUCCACUAGAAUCGUCCCUAUACACUUCUACUAGCGCAACUCCAGAGCUGCUUGUGUCGACUGACAAGUCCUUUUCCCAGUUCUCAUUUUCGUCGCCAUCUAUUUCGCAACGUGUGGAUGCAACUGAAAACCUCUCCCCAUUUCCCUCUCCACCUACUUCAAAUCAUUAUCAGGUGAAUCACAUGAAAUUUAGAACUACUUAUUCCAGAAAAGUUGAAGAAAAACCUCCUGUCCCAGUUAUGGGGUCUGUUACUUCUUCAAGUCCCUCACGGAGGAGUAACGAACUUCACGCAAGCGAAAGGCCAGAAACUUCACCGUUUGAGACUUCUCCUAUACAAACCGAAACUUCGCCAUGGGAUUACUUUGGUCUUUUCCAUUCAGUUGACAAUCAAAUCUCUUCACAGGAAGUGAGAGGACUGAAUCAAGGUUUUGAGAAUACCGAUAACAUAAGAAAGCUUAGGGAAGAGGAGGGAAUUCCUGAUUUGGAAGAUGAAGAAGAAAAGUCUUAUUCUACUGGGGAGGAUUCUAUGGACUCAGAGGAUGAAUUUGACGACCCUUCUACUGAUACACUAGUUCGGAGUUUCGAAAAUGUCAAUAGAGUACCGGGUCAUGAAGCUGCUGCUGCUUGUUCACCAGCCAUUCCAUCUGAAAAAAGCAUAGAAUCAGGUACUCAGGUUGUGAAUGAGGUGAAAUGCAACUCUCCUCAUCUGUCUCCGUUGAGAGCCACCUCAGCAGGAGUCACACUUCGCAAUGAUGUGAAAAGAUCACUCGUGAAAGAAGAUGGCCCUGAAAAUAAGUUUAUUGCAAAGGACUUCUUUUCAAGCGUGAAAGAGAUUGAACAUCUUUUCAUCAAAGCUUCUGAGUCUGGGAGAGAAGUUCCCCGGAUGCUUGAAGCAAACAAGUUUCAUUUUCGACCAAUUUUCCCGGGGAGAGACCGUGGGUCAGUAACUUCAACAUUAAUCAAAAGUUGCUUCUCUUGUGGGGAAGAUUUUAACCAGGUUCAGAAAGAGCCUGAUCAAACAUCUGUGAAGUACUUAACCUGGCAUCGGACAAUAUCAUCACGUUCGACUUCGUCUAGGAAUCCUCUCGGCGCAAACUCGAGAGAUGACACAGAGGACCUCACGAAUAAUCUCUUUCAGAAUUUCUGUAUGAACUCAGGAAGCCACGCCUCUACCUUGGACAGACUAUACGCAUGGGAGAGGAAGCUGUAUGAUGAAGUCAAGGCAAGUGAGCUGGUUAGAAAGGAGUACGACAUUAAGCGUAAGCAUCUUCGACAACAAGAAUCUAAGGGAGAAAAUUCUACCAGGAUUGAUAAAACUCGAGCUGUUGUGAAGGAUCUACACUCGAGAAUUGGAGUUGCAAUACACAGAAUAGACACAAUAUCGAAGAAAAUAGAGGAACUAAGAGACACAGAGCUGCAGCCACAGCUCGAGGAGUUGAUUGGAGGGUUAAGGCGGAUGUGGGAUGUGAUGUUUGAAUGUCACAAGCUUCAGUUCCACAUCAUUUCAGUUGCAUCCGACAACGGCACCAUCAAAAUCUCCUUACAUUCAGAAGCACAGAGACAGAUCACUGCCCUUCUGGAGAUCGAACUGAGUGCUCUUUCUUCAAGCUUCACAAAGUGGAUUGGUGCUCAGAAAACAUACGUGAAGGCUCUCAAUGAGUGGCUUUUCAAAUGCAUCUCUCUUCCUCAGCAAUCUUCCAAGCGGAAAAAGAGGGAGCCACGCGAACCCAUACGAAAUUCGGGCCCACCCAUAUAUGUCACGUGUGGUGUUUGGUUGGAAAAGCUUGAUACUCUACCCACAAAGGAAGUCACAGAAUCUAUAAAGAAAUUAGGUGCAGAAAUUUCCCGCUAUUUACCUCGUCAAGAGAAGAACCAAGGGAAGGGUAGGAAUCCUCUGCAUUUGACAUCUUGGCCAGCUGGAAGCAAUGGUGAGGCAGCCGUUAAUUUGUUGAGAGACGAAUCUCCAGAGGAUUGGGUAACAGGUUCCGAUCGUUUUGGAUCUACUUUGGUGGAAUUUAUCGCUCAGUUGAAGAACUUUGCAGAGUCUUCUGUGAAGAUGUUUGCUGAACUUGAAAACGCCAUUCAAGAAGCCAAAACUAAAUAUGAGAAGCCCCUCAAGUGGUGAACGCAUUUUCACAAAAAGGAAAAAAGAAAAACAGGAAAUGGAAAUUGGGUGUAGAGAAAUAGCAAGGAGGAGGAAAUUACUUGUGGCAUUUGUACAUGGAGAAAACAAUAACUGGGUAGCUUACUGGAGGUUUUUCCCCGUGUUCAUUUGGGCAGGAAUAAAGGACAUGGUUAUAGUCAGUAUUACUGGGAUUGAAAGGUGAAAGGUAAGAGUAAUAAGAUGGGUGGGAUAUUUGUUGGUUGAAUCAGUUUUUGUUUGGCUAUUGUUGAAAUAGUUUUUCUGCUAGACAUGUUAGAACCUGUAUAGCUUAUUUGAACAUGAGAAUUGAGUUGCAACUCCACCCCUCAUCCUCUAUUAUGGUUAUACAUAUAGGUCUGGGUACAUAUGUCCAUGAGAUCUUUGAUUAACAAGAUCAAUGGUUCUUUGGUUU
Molecule: messenger RNA, 3139 nt
Organism: Rhododendron vialii
Lineage: Eukaryota; Viridiplantae; Streptophyta; Magnoliopsida; Ericales; Ericaceae
Product: protein ALTERED PHOSPHATE STARVATION RESPONSE 1
Exons: 6
Coding region: 406-2709 (767 amino acids)
Source: RefSeq, a predicted model, not a curated record